UGAGUGCGUGAAGUAGGAGAAGCAGAAGCCAAAAGAAGAAGACGAGCAAAAAAAGCCUUGAGAAGAUUACCAAGAUUGAUCCUUCCUUGCGGCCUCCCUCCGCCCCCUUCAGGCCAGCAUCCCGUCUUGAGGCUUCCCUGGGUUCGCAGGGUCCCUGGCUCCACACGAGUUGGCCUUCGCCUGAGCCGUGGCAGAGCUAUGACCUUCGACCCGCCCCAGCCCGUUCAGCUUGGAUUUUGACACACGGGCUGGGCAGUCUUCCCGGUCCACAUCCCACUACCGUUUUCAGUGUUCCACGGGCUCGGUGACCGCGGACCCCUCAGCAGUGUGAACGUGGCGGAGUACUUGCCGCCCGCUCGACCGCCCGUGCUCCAUGGAUCAUCACGGGUGGGCGGAAGGCCAUUAGAUUCGAUCACCUAGACGUCCCACGGCCUUGUCCGAGGGCGGAUGCGGCUGAUAGUGAACCGCGUGAUGCUGAGGUCCGUGAAAGUGGUAGUGCCGUUUCGAUUCCGUGCCCCGCGCCCUUAAGGCCUGUCCUGGCGUGGGGGCGUGGCCGCGGGGCGUGUGUGCGCCAUGGCGGGCAAUGUGAAACUCAGCCCGCUGGAUCUGGAGAUCCUGUCCGAGUUAGAUGCCUUGGCCUUCGGGUUUGUGCGCCUCUCGCUCGAGGAGUCGCCGGGCUCGCGCAAGAAGCAGGUUGCCCUCAAGGCCGUGGCGUUCAUGGAGCGUUUGGUGGUGGAGCGGCAGGCCCGCCUCAACCAGCAGCGACACGCCGACUCCAACAACAAUGGGUCGCGCAAUCCGCUCAUUGACCCGCUUACCUAUUGCAAAUUGGGCCACCUCCAUCUCCUGCUCGGCGAUUACACCAAGGCCCUGUCGGCCUACCAGAAGUACGCCACCUUGACGCCUAAUCAAUACUGGCGGAAUACGGUCUACCUGUACGGCCAAGGCCUGGUGUUCUUCCAUUUCAACGCCUUUCGAUGGGCUACCAAAGUGUUUCAACAAGUGCUCUACCUCGAACCCGGCUUCCCGCGGGUCAACGAGAUCCAUAUCCGACUCGGCAUCAUGGCCAAAGUGAAUAAUGACUUUGGCACGAGUCUACGCCACUUUCAAAUGGCUCAAAUCAACACGGCUCCGUGCACUUUCAACGAGGCUGAGAUCAACUUCCACAUCGCUCAUCUCCACGAAGUGUAUGGCAAAUACGCCAAGGCCAAUCUCCUCUAUCGUGAUCUACUCAAAGACCCUGACCUAAGUUCGCCCUUACGAGCGGACGUCCACCGGCAGUUAGGCUGGAUCUUCUAUUCCGUGGACGCCAUGGGCGAAAAGAUGGGCCGAAUCCAAACGGCCAUUCAACACCUCCAAAAGUCCAUCGAGAUCGACGCUAAGUCCGGCCAAAGUCUGUAUUUGUUGGGUCGCUGUCAUGCGGCCAUGGGCAAAGUUCACGAGGCCUUUAUCGCGUAUCGCAAUUCCGUGGACAAAUCGGAAAGCAACGCCGAUACAUGGUGCUCCAUCGGAGUGUUGUACCAACAGCAAAACCAACCCAUGGACGCGCUCCAAGCUUACAUUUGUGCUGUGCAAUUAGAGAAAUUUCACGUGGCGGCCUGGACGAAUCUGGGCAUUUUGUACGAGUCCGUGAACCAGUUGCAGGAUUCGCUUACGUGUUAUUGCAAUGCUGUCUCCAAACUCAAGAAUCCGAGCCCUAAUCUCCACCAACGUAUCAAGUAUUUAAAGACUCAGUUGAGCAAUGCUCCGCCACCCAGUCAUUCCAUGAAAAGCAAGCAGUUACCCUCCGUCGAAGAGGCCUGGAAUCUCCCCGUGAGCAACGAAAUGGCCGGUCGCCAGUCCAAUGCCAUGAAAGGCGCCAAAGUUAGUGCGCCCCAGAACGGGCCAUCGGAUCCGAACAAACGAUUCAAGUCCGAGAGCAACCCUGGUAAUAAUGCUCCACCCGCUUUGACACCCCAGCAGCUUCAGACCUUACAUCAUCUGCAAAGUCAGGCCAGUUUGGUUCCGCCUCAGCAGCAACUACUCCAAACGCUCCAAUCUCAACUGCACAAUUACCGGCAAUAUCAAGUGAAAGUCCAACAACAACGAGUGGUCGAGAACGCCGUGUCCUCGCUGGACUCGGGAGAACUGGUCAAUGCCGACAUCUUGGCCGAGCUUCAAAACAAAGACCUGGGCAGUGUGAGUGACCGCGAGCUCGAGGCCUUGAUUUCCCAACAAGACAUUGGCUCUUUUGCCGAGAGCCUCUUGAAACAAAUCCAAGCCGAUGGCGUCGAGCAUCACGACAUGGAAGUGGACGGGGAACGAGACGGAGAUGAUGAGGAUUCGGGCCGAUCCACGAGGGCCUCACAUCAGACUGAAAAUGGCGUGAUGGAAAGUAAGGAUUCCAUAAUGGAGUGCUCCACCGACAACCGUGACGAUUCCGGAUUCAAACUCGAAGACGGCGGGGUCAAUGCGCAGGUCACGUCAUUGGACAUUCCCACCCAUUUAGAGGUAGUGCGCAGUACAAAGUCACUCUGCGUUGACACGAGUAUGACGAGUGAUGAGAUCCUGCUGGUUUGCAAAAAGUGGUUCGAAUCGAACACGGAGCUGUCGCUGACCCUGUCUAUGACGGAUAAGGGCCCUCCGGAGCCACCCGAGAGGCCUCAAAAAUCACUUUCCAAAGAGAAUCUUCUUCCACCCACGCCCAGUGUUUAUUUGGAGAACAGGAAGGAUGCGUCCUCGGCUCAGCUCCAAGAGUUUUGUAUUAAGCACCCCAUCACCGUGGUGAGAGGCAUCGCGAGCGCUCUCAAGUUGGAUCUGGGCCUCUUCUCUACCAAGCAAUUGGUAGAAACUCACGGUAGUCAGAAAGUGGAUGUGAUCACCCAGUUGAAGCAAAACGCUGAUGAGAACUGGGACUUCAACCUCACCAAGCAAGUGUGGCAUUGCAUUGUGACCAAAUCCAACACCACCAUCAGCAAAUACGCCCAAUACCAAACGGCCACUUUUCAAGAUAGUCUCAAAGAGGAACAAGAGAAAGGUGGCUCAGGAGGGUUUCGAGGCGAUCUCGAUCUCGAUGGACGUGAAGAGACGCGUCGUCGUCGGAAACAGCAAUCCUUCCUCCAAUUUGGAAUGAACGUGGACCUCUCCGAACAACGCCAUUGGCGAACUCAACUGACUGAACUGAUGAAACUUCCGCCUUGGGCGCGGGUCGUGUCGGCUGGGAAUAUGCUUACUCACAUCGGAUAUCCGAUCCCAGGGAUGAACACGGUCCAACUUCAAAUGAAAGUGCCUUGCUCCCGGACGUUUGCGCGACAAGAGAGUAAUAAUUUCUGUGCCAUUGAUAUCAAUAUUGGGCCCGGUGAUUGCGAGUGGUUUGCGGUGCCCUACGAGUAUUGGGGAGCAGUGCGAACGCUGUGCGAGAAGCACGGUGUCAAUUUUAGCCAUGGCUCUUGGUGGCCGAAUAUGAAGGAUCUCAUGGAGGAAGAAGUGCCCGUGUACCGAUUCCUCCAAAGGCCCGGCGACAUGGUGUGGGUGAAUUCCGGCUGCUUGUAUUGGGUGCAAGCGGUGGGUUGGUGCAAUAAUAUCAAGUGGAACGUGGGUCCUCUGACCAACACUCAAUACAACCUGGCCUUGGAACGCUACGAGUGGAACAAAUUGCUGGGGAUGAAGUCCCGGGUGCCCAUGGUCCAUCUCAGUUGGAGCUUGGCCCGAAACGUGCGUCUGAACGACGAGGCACUCUACAAAUCCAUGAAGAAUACACUAGUACAAAGCCUCAAGAGGACGAUUCUGAUUCUCGAGUACCUGAAAUCCGCGGGCAUUGAGUUAAAGCACCACAGUCGCAAACGUCACGAUCCGGCCCAUUAUUGUGCACAGUGCGAACGAGAGGUCUUUGCCAUCCUAUUUGUGAGAGAAAUCGAGAGUCAACACAUCGUGAGCUGCUUCGAUUGUGCCAGGUCCAGAAGUCCAGAUCUCAAAGGGUUGGUGUGCUUGGAGGAAGUUCGAUUAUCCGAUCUGAAGGCCGUCCACGAUGGUUUUCGAUUCCAAGUGACACCUGGACCCACCCCAGCCUACGGACACCAUGCGGCCUUGGCGGCUAAUGCUGCUGCGGCCUUGGUUAGCCCCACAUCUAGUAGUGCGGCUCAACACCACGUGGCCGCGGAAACCUUGUUUGCCGGUGCUUUAACCAACCAUCAAAUGCUGGGCUUGUCCGCCUAUCAGUCUGCGGCGGCGGCCGCAGCCGCAGCUGCUGUUGCCGUUUCAGGCGUCUCCUCGGGGAGCACAGAUCCAAGAGCCUCGUUCUCAGCCCCUACAGGCACUCUGCUGCGAAGUCUUCCUCUUUGCCUGCCCGCUUGCUCAUCACUGCCAAUUUCGAGCCAGGGUCGAGCUCCUUGCCUUGGGGAAGUCAUGGAGGACUCUGCCACGCCUGAGAUCGGUCCCAUCGAGGCCAUGCGACAGGACAAACGCAAAUUCCAAGAGGGCAAGCUCGAUGUCUCUCUGAGCUCGUCCGAACUUCUGUCCUGUUGUAAGGACCUCGGUCAUGACGAUGGAGACAUCAACACACGCCUCUACGACGCACCGCCCGUCAAUCCUCCCAAGUCGAAGGCAACAAGCCUGAGCCGCGAGGAACUCCUCCCGCCCACCCCCAGUGUAUAUGUACGCUCCAAAGAGGAGGCCUACUCGCCCCAACUCCUAGAAUUCUGUCUUCAGAAACCCAUUGUUCUCAUACGUAAUCUAGCUUCAAUUUGUGAUAUUGAUCUCCAGUUGUACUCGACCAAGCGCUUGGUCCAAUCCCACCCGUCGCACCCGGUGGAGAUCCGAUCCCAGAUGGAACAAACCGCCGACGAGAACUGGGAUCCCACCAUGUCCAAGCAAGUCUGGUACUGCACCUCAUCUCGAUCUCACACAACCAUAGCGAAAUACGCCGAGUAUCAAGCCAGUAACCUCGAAGAGACUUGGGACACCAUGGAGCGAACGGUGAACCCCAAGUUUGAUUUCUCGGACAAACCCACACGGAGAAUGAUCAAGUUCGGUACAAAUUGCGACCUCUCGGACGAGAAGAAGUGGGCCCCUCAACUUAACGAUUUGUGGAAGUUGCCGGCGUGGCUCCGCGUCGUGUCCGCCGGCAAUAUGCUCUCACACGUGGGCCAUCAGAUUUUGGGUAUGAAUACGGUUCAGCUGUACAUGAAAGUGCCGUGUGCGCGAACGCCAGGCCAUCAGGAGAACAACAACUUCUGUGCGGUCAACAUCAACAUCGGUCCGGGCGAUUCGGAAUGGUUCGGUGUGGCUAACGAGUAUUGGAGUGAAGUGGAGCAAUUUUGUCACAAGAACGGGCUCAGCUACUUACACGGGUCAUGGUGGCCCAACAUCAGUGAAUUGACUGAGGCGGGUAUUCCGUGCUAUCGGUUCCUCCAAAAGCCGGGCGAUGUUGUGUUUGUCAAUUCCGGAUGUGUUCAUUGGGUGCAAGCCACAGGCUGGUGCAAUAACAUCGCAUGGAAUGUCGGGCCGCUGACGCACCGGCAAUACGCCAUGGCCAUGGAACGGUACGAGUGGAAUAAGUCCCAGAAGUAUCAGUCCAUUGUGGCCAUGACAUUCUUGUCGUGGAACUUGGCGCGGAACCUGCGCGUGAGCGAUUCCCGCCUCUUCCUGUCCAUCCGAGCUGUUCUGAUGCAAAGUAUUCGUCUCAUCGUUCAACAGUUGUCGUUUGCCGAGACCAAAGGCAUCAAGAUUCGCUUCCAUGGACGUAAGCGCAACGAACCCGUCCACUAUUGCGGUCUGUGUGACGAGGAAGUCUAUAACGUUCUGUUUGUCAAAGAGAAUGAGAAGCGUCACACUGUGCAUUGUCUGAGAUGCGCCCGUACUCAAGACUCUGAUCUCAAGGGCUUUGUCUGUCUGGAGGAAUACCACCUCCAAGACUUGCUCGACACCUACGACAAUUUCCAAUUGGCCACCAGUGGCGAAUUGAUUUCGUCUAGUGUAGCUUCUUAGAAUGAGGACAAUCAUUAUUGAAAUUAUUACUAUUAUUAUUAUCAUCAUUAUCAUCCUCAUUAUUCCUCAUCCUCAUUAUUCUUCGAUCAUCGUCGCCGUCUUCGAAACAGCAACAACAACAACAACAACAACAACGUCGUCGUCGUCGUCGUCGUCGUCGUCAUCGUCGUCGUGGUGGUGGUGGGCGAAUCCAAUGACAAUGGGUGGUGUUGGAACUCUUUUUAGACCUCUCCUCAAUAUCUCUCUGUCCAAUUUCUCGUCUUCUUUCACCUCUAUACCAACCAACCAAUCACCCACCCACCCACUCAGUCAGUCAGUCACCGAUUGAUUGAGUCGAAAUGUAUUUUGAAUCGUCUAUUGUUAUGCGUCUUUAGGUAACAUUUCGAAUCUUCCUAAUGAUGAUGGAAUUCCUUCAAUCAUCCUUUUAUUUAUUUUCAAUGAUGAACUCCCUCCCUGCCUCCUCUUUUUAUUGAAAGCGAGUAAUUACAGGCCUAAUUGCGACGAUGCUCGAAGCGUCGCGUUCAAGCCGCAAUAGCUCGGGAAAGCCGUUUUCUCGACCGAUAUGAUGAUCUACUUUGCACCUACAACCAACAAAACCAAACAACCAACCGACUGAACAACACAAAUUUUACUAUUAGUAGAUUGUAAUGGUUUUGAUACCAUUCAAACCUUUGGGAAUAACACUGCCAUUAUUCACGAUUUCGUUUCUUUGCAAAAUGUACAAAUGUGUAGUAUGUGUAAAUAGUAUAUCUAUCGCGCCCUUGUAUCUCGUUGAAGAAUACCAGAAUAGAAGUAUUUGUAUCAUACUGUA
Messenger RNA from Tigriopus californicus, 6775 nucleotides. RefSeq names its product histone demethylase UTY-like (gene Utx). Gene Ontology annotation, cellular component: MLL3/4 complex. NCBI's taxonomy places the organism in Eukaryota, Metazoa, Arthropoda, Copepoda, Harpacticoida, Harpacticidae. Bases 574 to 5964 code for a protein of 1796 amino acids. The transcript has 3 exons. Gene Ontology annotation, molecular function: chromatin DNA binding; protein binding; histone H3K27me2/H3K27me3 demethylase activity. Gene Ontology annotation, biological process: regulation of gene expression. The record is from RefSeq and is a predicted model, not a curated record.